Molecule: messenger RNA, 1350 nt
Organism: Paraphaeosphaeria sporulosa
Lineage: Eukaryota; Fungi; Ascomycota; Dothideomycetes; Pleosporales; Didymosphaeriaceae
Exons: 2
Coding region: 1-1350 (449 amino acids)
Source: RefSeq, a predicted model, not a curated record
AUGCCAUUCAUCGCUAUCUUGAUACAGCAUUCUUCAUCUCUGCUGCCCGCGGGGACCCAUCCAGGCUUUCUUCGCUUGAGCAUGAUACCGAAAGGCCUUCCUACUGGUGAUCCGGCGCUACAAUGCCCAACCCCGCGGUCCACCUUAUCCCCUGUGCCGACCUCAAAACCAACUUUGAAACGUUUCAAAAGCCUCUCCACCCGCACAGGACCUAAAGAUGACCCCUUCAGACAAGCACAGGCUGAUUCCAGUCCAUUAAUUGCAAUACCUGACGAAGACGAUGACAUCUUUGGUACUCCCUGUAGGAAGAAGAGACCUAGCCAACGGAGGCUUCGGGGGUCUAGGAACAGAACAGAGGAGCAUAGAGACGAUGACGAACUUGCGAGCCUACUUGAGAAUUGGCAAGCUUUCCUUACGCCAGAGAAAUUGAAACGAAAGGCCGGCCAUACGGAACCUCGUGCGAUAGGUCCCAACCUGAGACCUACGCCUAAGGGGUCCCCACUUGACAGCGGAGCAUGGCUCGCGAGACAUCGUUCUCAGUCAUUUGCGUCGUCGAGUCCAGUAAGGAGCACUCCUGGGUCAACCCCCCUGCAGCAAUCCAUUACCGAGGGCCCUCACAUAAAAAGGCCACGCCAGGCCAUCGCAAACUUGACCCUGAAGCGCGUGCGAUGCGCAGAUGAAGAUGAAAUCGGGGACUAUUCCUCCGGUUUGCCGCCGCCGAACGCGAAGAGAACGAAAUUGUUGUCUACGCCAAUGAAGACUGACUACGAAGAACUGCAUGAAAGCAAACUUCAACCACCUGCGCCAUCCAAAAAUGAUUCGCCAGGCUCUAUCACGCAAAGGUGGCCGCCUAGUCUGGUUAAUUUGUCGAGAAAGAAAGCUAUACGAACAGCACAUGCGAGCACUUCAGGACUGGCUACUCCUGAUGCAUCUGCUACUGAAUCGCCUAGCCCAACCUCAUCGGAACGUGGCGUCAGAAUCUUCUCCUCGUCGCAGGAUACAGAUGAUAGAAGGCCAGGAGCUGACGAUACACUAUCAAGUACAUCUGCUUCAUCAAUCACGCUUUCACCAAGUCCGGACACAACACCACGCAGUAUCAAGCCAGGGAAGAACCUUUCUGCCAAAAUUGUCCAGACGAAGCGAAAGCGAGGCGCGCAAGAAGCCGGACUAUCACCAACCCGUCCAGAGUUGAAGCGAGCGAAGUUGGCAAAGCCUCCUGGCAAUACAGAGAAACCAACGGCUCUGGUGAGAUUGGAUCCGAAAACGGACGCGCCGCGACGUAAAUUGACCACUGAAAAGUCGAACAGCAACAAAACAUGUAUGUUGGCACGGCUGUGUGAAGUAUCGUAA